Raphanus sativus (radish) is the source of this 681-nucleotide messenger RNA. Its product is annotated as E3 ubiquitin-protein ligase ATL76-like. Gene Ontology annotation, molecular function: transferase activity. The transcript has a single exon. The coding region runs from base 1 to 681 and encodes 226 amino acids. Gene Ontology annotation, biological process: protein ubiquitination. Lineage: Eukaryota; Viridiplantae; Streptophyta; Magnoliopsida; Brassicales; Brassicaceae. The record is from RefSeq and is a predicted model, not a curated record.
AUGUAUGUAAAUGAAUUACCUUCUUCAGCUCAAGCCUUCCAAGAACAACUCCUUGAUGGUUUUGUCUCUAGAAAGCUGCUUAUGCACAAUCCAUUUGACCACAACACUCAACGAGCCCUUGCGGUGGCGCCAACUCCUCCUGUCACCCAUGAGAACAACCUCACUGAGACUAUGAUGAUGCUUCUCUCAGUCCUCAUAUGUGGAAUCAUCUGCUGCCUCGUGUUACAUUAUAUCAUUCGUAGCGCAUUCAGAUGCUGCUCAAGUUUCAUGAUCUCCGAGCCUACCUUUAUUCUUUCAACACCACACUGUUCAUCAAACAAAGGAAUCAAGAAGAAAGCUCUGAAGAUGUUCCCUGUCGUGAGUUACGCAGAUGAGAUGAACCUGUCUGGGAUUGGCGAAGAAUGCGUCAUCUGUUUGUCUGAUUUUGUUUGCGGUGAAAAGCUUAGAUUGCUCCCUAAGAGCAACCACGGGUUCCAUGUUCGUUGCAUUGACAAGUGGCUUCAACAACAUUUGACUUGUCCGAAAUGCAGACACUGUCUGGUUGAGACCUGCCAAAAGAUCUUAGGUGACUCUAGUCAAGCUGAUCAAGUGACAGCGACAGCAUCAACAGAAAGCGUAAUUAUCAGGAUUUCUCCUCUAGAACCUGAAGGAAAAGUAAUUACUUUUAGAGAAAGCAGCUAA